Molecule: messenger RNA, 312 nt
Organism: Linum trigynum
Lineage: Eukaryota; Viridiplantae; Streptophyta; Magnoliopsida; Malpighiales; Linaceae
Source: the annotation of a GenBank genome assembly
AUGUGGCAACAGAUCGAAGAAUUCGACAGAGUCUGGAAACAAACGUCAGAUACUUCGGAUGAGCAGAUAGGCCGCGGCGCCAGCGAUUGCGGAUUGAGCGGCGGCGGCCGGAGGGUCGACGAAAGGAUCGCGGAUACGAUUCCUUCAGAUCUGGAGGGAAGAUGUGAAUCGACGGCGGCGGGCUCGGCGACAGUAACGUGGUGGAUCUCCGAUGGAAGGUUUUGGGACAUGGAAAUGAUUGGCGAAAUGAGUCAGGGAGAAUUGUCCGCAGCUUGGCAAUUGAAAAAUGAGGGGGUUUUCACCAAAGAAUAA